CAGCCCUCAGGCUCUUCUACCCGGUAACCAGUGAUGCAGAGGUCAUGGGACUCUGUUCUGGUUUUUACAGCAGUUCCUAUCAGAACCAGUUAGUUCCUCUGACUGGGAGAGAGAGAGAGACAUGGCUCCAUCACCGCUCUGCUGGCUGCUGAUCGUCAUCAUCAUAAACUCUGCUGAUGGAUUCAGAAAUUGCCAAGUGAAUCUUUGUGCCUUUAACUCCACUGAGCUGCUAGACAUCCAGUUCAUCAGCUCCUACAUUUACAACAAGAUAGAGUAUGUCAGGUUUGACAGCAACGUGGGGAAGUUUAUUGGAUAUACGGAGUUUGGAGUGAAGAAUGCUGAACAAUGGAACAAAGAUCCUUCAAGGAUAGCAAUGAUGAGAGCUCAGAAGGAAACCUACUGCCUGCACAACAUUGGUGUCGACUACCCGAAUGUUCUGACUAAAUCAGUCAUCCCCACCGUCACACUUCACUCCCGGACUCCCCCUGCUGGCCACCACCCCUCCAUGCUGGUCUGCAGCGUUUAUGAUUUCUACCCUAAAACCAUCAACGUCGGGUGGCUGAGAGAUGGACAGGAAGUGACAUCAGACGUCACCACCACUGACGAGAUGGAGGAUGGAGACUGGUACUACCAGAUCCACUCCACGCUGGAGUACACGCCCAGACCUGGAGAGCGCAUCUCCUGCAGGGUGGAACAUGCCAGCCUGAAGGAGCCUCUGAUCAUCGACUGGGACCCGUCCAUGCCAAAGUCAGAGAGGAACAAACUGAUCAUCGGAGCUUCGGGAAUGGUCCUGGGUUUGAUCCUGUCUCUGGCUGGAUACAUCUACUACAAGACGAAGCCCAGAGACAUAUCCCUGUUGGCCAAAGCUAUCCAAGACAGCACCGUCCCACCGCCUGCGCCCAUGGCGGUCAGCGGAGAUCCAACCAACUACCUCAAAUGGAAAGAUUCAUUCGUCUCAGUGGUGGACUGGAAAAGCAUAUCUCCUGCUGAUAAACUGCAUCUACUGAAAAGGUUGGGAAGAAAAUACCUGUCAUCUUGAUGCCGUGACCCACAUGAAGAUAACAAGUUCCGGAUGGACAAAGAUGACCUGAAAAAAGUAUUAUAUGAUGAACAUAUUAAAAAAUAAACAUAUUAAGUCAUCUGCUAUGACUCCUACACUGAAAAUGUGAAAACACGUGAUGAAGAAAUGCA
Poecilia latipinna (sailfin molly) is the source of this 1191-nucleotide messenger RNA. RefSeq names its product H-2 class II histocompatibility antigen, E-S beta chain-like. The record is from RefSeq and is a predicted model, not a curated record. Gene Ontology annotation, biological process: antigen processing and presentation; immune response. NCBI's taxonomy places the organism in Eukaryota, Metazoa, Chordata, Actinopteri, Cyprinodontiformes, Poeciliidae. Gene Ontology annotation, cellular component: MHC class II protein complex; membrane. The coding region runs from base 122 to 1039 and encodes 305 amino acids. The transcript has 7 exons.